UGGGACAUGUGGAUUUGGGAGCAGCAGAAGAAGAGGCAGCUAUUCGUCAACGCAACAACACUACCUCUAAGGAGUAAUUGUACAAUGAUAUACUGUCUGAAUAUAAACCUAGUGUACACAUAGUAUUACCAAGGGGAUGUCUGUAGAGUUUCCCUGUUUGUCGUUCCGCCAGCCGUAUGCUGGGCUAGUUCUAAACGGAGUGAAGACUGUGGAGACACGCUGGAGACCACUGCUGUCGGAGCUUGAGUGCCAGUCAAUAGCGAUCCACAUCGCGCAGCGGGACUGGGAGGGUGGCGACUGGGCCACGGUGCUGACCACGCUUGGGUGGAGCGGUGCUCAGAUAGACGCGCUCCUGGAGUCAGGAGAGAGGUUCGGCCGAGGCGUGGUGGCAGGUCUGGUGGAAGUAGGCGUAACCUGGCAGUGCCCCGCUGUCCUGCAAGAGGAGGACCUGCAGGAGUGGGAAAAAGCAGCUCUUCUGUUUGGUCUAGAAGAAAAACACCUGACCCGCCUGUCAAACCCUCAAUGGUUGGUGGAGCCGCUUUUCUGCCAUGGCAACAAGGACAUCUGGACUGUACAGAUACCGACACACCUACUGCCUAGCCCCUACCCAACUACCUAGCACUUAACCCUACCCAAAUGCUAAUACCCAACCCCAAAGGACAUCUCAAGGGGACCCACAUCUAUUGUAUGACAUUUGUUUAUGAUCAUUAUGUAUUAAAGUAUUUAAUCUAAUGUGAACUAGACAGUCCCUCCAGAAAGACGCGAUUAUGCGAUCGCAUAAUCAGCCAAAGUCUGCAUAUUCAUGCAUUUUUUUAAAUAUGCUGCACUUUCACCGCAUAAACUGUAGAUUUCCGCGCAAAAUAUGCGGGGCGUUCAUGAUUUCAUAAUCGCCGCAUUUUCGUUGCUAAGAAGUCUGUCUUAGAAAGUAGAAAAAUGUUGCGUUUACUUCACACGAGCAGCCAUUUCCCCCCGUUGCCAUGGGAACGUUAUGUAAUUACGAGACGUGAACAUCGAAAAGCUGCAUUUUUCGCAAGUUCCCGCAAUUUCACCGCAUAAAAUUGCAUAAAUAUUAGGGAUGCACGAUAUAUCGGCAGUGAUAUCGUUAUCGGCCGAUUUUAGUCCUUUAAAGGGGGCCUAUUAUGCUUUUCCGUUUCCGUAUUGGCAUCGGCCCGAUAAGUAAAACUGGUCCGAUAUUAACAGCCGAUAUUUAUUUCCGUCUAGUUGCCGUUGCGUGUGGUUUUUGCCCAUGCGCAGCUUGUUUGGUCAUGUGACAGUGUCAGUGACGCACGGAGAGGCAGUACAUGAGUGUUUGUCACCUUAACUGAAAAGAAUUAAUGUCGACGGGUUGGAUGUUUUUUACGGUCUCAAAGGAAGGUAAUCGAAUUGCAAUAUGCAGUACUUGCAAAGCCGAAGUAAUGCGCGGAGGAUGCCGUGUCAAAUCAUUCAACACCACUAGUGGUGCAACGGUUCACGGGUUUCCCGUGAUCCGUACGGAUCAACCCUCACGGUUCGGGACACAAGUGAUCCGCGGAUCGGCUGAUUAAAAAAAAAGUUGUGCGUUCACGUGAUUAGCGCAUGUUUAAAGGACAAUUCCGGUAGUAACAUCAAGUAUCGUAGCGAAAUACAGUUUGUUUUAUUUGGCGUUCCGUAAUCCCAUUGAAACGGAAACCGGAACCGGACAUGUUUAUAUUUGGUUGUAGUCUUUUCACUCGGUUCUCCGGAUCAACAGUAGGGCUAGAACCGAGUGAAAAGACUACAACCAACCUCCCUUGAUAUAUUUGAUUUAGUCCAUUUCACAGAUUUGAGUUGAAAUUGACUUAAACUUGAAACACUUUUUGUAAUUUAUAAGACAAGUGUCUGGUUUCCAUGAAUAUUGGCAAAUUUGAUUUAAGUUAUAAACCUUGUCAAGAUAUUUUGAUUUGUGAUCCAAACUUUUUUAUAGAUGCAAGUUGUAAAAGUAGCCUAAAACUAACACUGUUAGUAACUUGUGUUUGUUAUGGAUGCCCUGUAACUUGAAACAAUGUAUUUCGAAGUUUUGGAAAAUAAAGAAAGAAAUAACUUUCAUAUUCA
Messenger RNA from Gadus morhua (Atlantic cod), 2070 nucleotides. Its product is annotated as ASCH domain-containing protein. The transcript is spliced from 2 exons. Lineage: Eukaryota; Metazoa; Chordata; Actinopteri; Gadiformes; Gadidae. The record is from RefSeq and is a predicted model, not a curated record. Bases 137 to 619 code for a protein of 160 amino acids.